AUGUACAAGAUGAACAUCUGCAACAGGCCCUCUAACAAGACAGCCCCUGAGAAGAAUGUGUGGACAGCACCUGCACAGGCCAGUGGACCCUCCCUGGAGCUGCAGGGCCAGCGGUCCCGCCGGAAUGGGUGGAGCUGGCCCCCUCACCCGCUCCAGAUUGUGGCCUGGCUGCUGUACCUCUUCUUUGCUGUGAUUGGCUUUGGGGUCCUUGUUCCCCUCCUGCCUCACCACUGGGUGCCUGCUGGCUAUACUUGCAUGGGCGCCAUCUUUGCUGGUCACCUCGUGGUGCACCUGACUGCUGUUUCCAUCGACCCAGCAGAUGCCAAUGUGCGGGACAAGAGCUAUGCUGGGCCCCUGCCCAUCUUCAACCGCAGCCAACAUGCACACGUCAUUGAAGACCUGCACUGCAACUUGUGCGACGUGGAUGUCAUUCCCAGAGGAGGAAGAGUCCAAUGCUCAGAAAGGCUGAGUGGCCUGAGGAGUGCUCGUUCCAAGCACUGCAGCGCCUGCAACAAAUGCGUGUGCGGCUUCGACCAUCACUGCAAGUGGCUCAACAACUGCGUGGGCGAGAGGAACUACCGGCUCUUUCUACACAGUGUGGCAUCUGCCUUACUGGGCGUCCUGCUCCUCGUGCUGGUGGCCACUUAUGUCUUUGUGGAGUUCUUUGUCAACCCCAUGCAGCUACGUACCAACCGCCACUUUGAAGUCUUGAAGAAUCACACAGAUGUGUGGUUCGUGUUCCUGCCUGCUGCCCCUGUGGAGACACAGGCUCCUGCCAUCCUGGCUCUGGCUGCCCUUCUCAUCCUUCUGGGCCUGCUCUCCACAGCCCUGCUCGGCCACCUGCUCUGCUUCCACAUUUAUCUCAUGUGGCACAAGCUCACCACCUAUGAAUACAUCGUGCAGCAUCGUCCGCCCCAGGAGACAAAGGGGGCCCACAGGGAGCUUGAGUCAUGUCCCCCCAGGAUGCGGCCCAUUCAGGAGAUGGAGUUCUACAUGCGGACCUUCAGCCAUGUGCGCCCAGAGCCCCCUGGCCAGGCCAGGCCUGCCUCAGUGAAUGCCAACCCCUCCCGGUUCCCUGCCACCCGCGGCCACGUGGAGCCUCCACCGCCCUCCUCCCCAGAGACUCUCGCUCUGCCCCCCCGGAUCCGACCCCAGAAAAAAAGGAAGCGGCGCAUGUAUAAGGAACGGACCUCCAGAACCUUGGACCGGGAGCCCCCGUUGCCCAGGCUGCCGGGGCCGCGGACCCCCGGCCGCCGCUCUAGCUCGUCGUCGGAUUCCGCUGACGCCAGCCCUGCAGGCGCCUACCACUCGGCGUCAGCCGAGCCCAUGGACGAGAUUCCAGUGGCUCAGACGCGCCUAGGCAGCGCCGGGCUGGCGCUGCAGGGGCGUGCGCCGGCCGUUUUUGUAAGCCCGAGUAGCGGCGAGCCCGGUGCGCGGGGCGGCCCGGAGGCCGGUCCCGCUUAG
Messenger RNA from Lipotes vexillifer (Yangtze River dolphin), 1464 nucleotides. RefSeq names its product zDHHC palmitoyltransferase 1 (gene ZDHHC1). The transcript has 13 exons. NCBI's taxonomy places the organism in Eukaryota, Metazoa, Chordata, Mammalia, Artiodactyla, Lipotidae. Gene Ontology annotation, cellular component: Golgi apparatus; endoplasmic reticulum. Gene Ontology annotation, molecular function: protein-cysteine S-palmitoyltransferase activity. The record is from RefSeq and is a predicted model, not a curated record. Gene Ontology annotation, biological process: peptidyl-L-cysteine S-palmitoylation; protein targeting to membrane. Bases 1 to 1464 code for a protein of 487 amino acids.